This is a messenger RNA of Penicillium canescens, 1348 nucleotides long. RefSeq lists its product as uncharacterized. The transcript is spliced from 5 exons. NCBI's taxonomy places the organism in Eukaryota, Fungi, Ascomycota, Eurotiomycetes, Eurotiales, Aspergillaceae. Bases 12 to 1223 code for a protein of 403 amino acids. The record is from RefSeq and is a predicted model, not a curated record.
CUCUUCCUCACAUGAAGCAUUUACUGUCACCACUCACAAAGUACUUUUCUACUUAUCAACUCUCUAACGAUACUAAACGCAAAAGACAAAAGAGGACGAUGACGGGCAUUUUCACCCGUUCUAAUUUCUCUGCUGACGGGAUCCCAGAUUUGGAAGGGCAAGUGGCUGUGGUGACGGGUGGUCAGUCAGGCAUCGGUAAAGGGUCUUACCAAGAUCGGCUAGAGAUAACCGCCCAACUUUUGCUCCAUGGAAUCAAACAGGUCAUUAUCGUUGCUAGAAGCGAGGACAAGUUCAAUACUGCGCGCGAAGAUUGGAGUCAUCGAGAUGGAAUUAUCUGUGGUGAACAGGAUGUUCGGGUACAGUUUGUUCCAUGCGAUUUAGGGGAUAUCACCGAUGUUCGAGCUGCCGCAGAGAAAAUAAAAAAGAAGACAGACCGUGUUCGCAACUACAAAAUUCUCGGCUAUUUCGAUGACGAGUAUCCAAUCCAAGGACUUGGAGUUCCAUACGAAUACAAACUUUCACCACAGGGUAUCGACCGAGUCUUUGCCACCAACUGCGUCGGUCACCAGGUACUCGUUACUCUGCUCCUCCCCUUGCUAAAAGCAGCGGUUAUAACUGCCAACAACGGCGUACGUAUUGUUGUUACCAGCUCAUCUUUGCAUAGUGUAUGUCAGGGGGUUGAUAUCGACUUACUGUCCUCUCCGUCACGCGUGAAAUGGCCCGCUUUAUUUGAUGGGGUGUGGCGAUACGGUCGGUCGAAGCUUGCGAACAUUCUUUUCUCCAAAGAACUCAGCCGCCGACUCCUACAAGACUCUGAUCCGGCCAGCAAGAGAAUCUAUGUCAACUCGUUUUUCCCAGGUAACAUCGUCACGGAUCAGUGGGCAUCCUGGGAUUCGUACUUUGGCGCUCUGAUCGGCUCAUUGAUACGCGUUGCGGGUUCCUUCUUCGGCCAAACUCUGGAGCAGGGCGCUGCCACAGCUAUAUACCUCGCUGCAAGCGAUGAUGUGAGCAAGAACGAUUUUCGCGGUCGGUACUUCAUACCAGUUGCUAUGCCCUGCGAUCCGAGUCCGAUAGGGAAGAAUACGACAUUGGGUCGGGAUCUUUGGGACUGGAUCGAUGGCCAAAUGACCGAGACGCUGGGACUGAACUGGCGAACUGCGAUAUUGCAAAAGGAGCCGAAAGCUCCUGCGGGUCUCCAAGGUCUAGCUGUCGACUCCGCCUAAUCUUCUCUUUCCUUUAUCUUCAUGCCGCAGUUGAUUGAAAUGUUAUCAUUCGAGCGUCCCUUGGGAGGUCCUAAUGAGCGAAGGGUAAAUGUUCGGAACGCCCUUUAUCUCUCAUUUGCUGCGCU